AUGUCUCAAGAGACACAGAUAAAUACUAUUAUUAAUAAUAUACUAAAAGUUGAUGGGAUAGAAGAAUCCUUCUCUUGUUUUCUAUCUCACAAAAAUGACGCAGAAAAUGAAUCCAUGGCUCAAUACCAAUCUCAAUUGGGCACAAUUUUUUCAUCGUUGUCUCAAGAAAAUUUAGAAGCUGCUAUCAAAUAUUACUUAAAACAAACAGCAACUUUAACUAACCACAGCAAGUUGAAGUGUUUGUUGGGACUCCUUGAAAAAUUAGUUGGGAGCAAUGUUUUACCACCAAGGGUGGUUUGUGAAAGCAUUCUGGCUUGCGAGAAGCUGGUUUACCAAAACCAGGAAUUCUGGAUUGAAUGUUUUAAUUUGAUGCGCAGAAUCAUUGGAGGUGUUGACUAUAAAGGAGUUAGAGAGAUUAUGAAGGGUUGCAGAGAAAAGGCCCAGACACUGCCCCAGGUCUUGAAUUCCAGUUCCGUACCACAAUUGAGAGCCUUGGAAAAUGUGAUUGAAUAUAUUUUUGAUAGAAAUGCUUUGCUUCCUGGUUACUUCAUAGUGACAGAAAUACAAAAGGCUUAUCCUGAUAACAAAAAUUGGCCACAUUGGAAAUUAGCCAAUCUCUUCUCAUCCUUUGUGGAAAGUUUUAGAGCAACUGCCCAAAUGGUGUCAGUCAUUGGACAUUCUCAUAUGUUACCAGUUGUAGAACAUACUGGUUAUGCUGAUCAUCUAAUUAAUCCCUGGAAAUUAGACAGUACCACAUUGAAGUUUUCUUUAAAAGGAAAUUUGCCAUAUGAUGCUGAUUUGUUGAAGCCACAAACUGAAUUGUUGAGAUAUGUUUUGGAGCAACCGUAUUCCAGAGAUAUGGUUUGCUCGAUACUAGGACUUCAAAAACAACAUAAACAAAGAUGUAUAGCCCUGGAAGAGCAACUGGUAGCCUUAGUGGUUUUAGCUAUGGAGCGUUCUGAGCAAGACACUUCUGAUACCAUCUCAUCUCCAAGCAGUUCUUCUCAAUCUGCUUCUGCAUCUGGUGGAACUCCAGGAUCUACCAGUGGAACUACGGCUUCUGGUGCAAGUCAAUCUGAUGAUAACACUUGCACCAGCUCCCAGACUCAUUGGUUGUGGUUGCAUUUAUCUUCUCAGUUGAUUUAUUUUGUGCUGUUUCAGUUUGCCAACUUUUCAAGUGUUGUUACUGCUUUAUAUGACAAGUUGUCCGGAAGAGAUUUGCGCAAAGGCAGAGAUCAUUUAAUGUGGGUACUCUUGCAAUUUAUAUCAGGCAGCAUUCAAAGAAAUCCUUUGACUAAUUUUCUGCCAGUGUUGCGCCUGUAUGACUUACUGUACCCGGAGAAAGAGCCUUUACCAGUACCUGAUUUUAACAAACCACAAUGCACCCAUAGAAUGGCUGCAACUUGCAUCUGGAUACACUUAUCCAAAAAGGCUCAAAGUGAACAUGUUUCUUUGCAUAGACCUUUGCCAAUAACUCUUAAACAUCACCAUGAAUUUCUCCAACAUCUGGUGAUGCCCAACAACACAUCCCUAUGUCUUGGUUCUGACUACCGAAUAGUGCUCCUCUGCAACGCCUAUUCCACAAACCAGGACAACUUUUCCAGACCAAUGGCAGCAUUAGUAGAAACAAUUUUAGGAAACCAGAAGUCCACCAUGGCUCCGAACUUCAGGAACCGGCAGUCGCUGGGAACUCUGGGCAGCAUGCCAAUAGUUCCUUUGUCUAUGAGCAUCCUAGAUUCUUUAACAGUGCUCAAGAUGUCUUUGAUCCAUUCGGUGGUCACUCAUGUCAUCAAGUUGGCACAGACGCAAAACAAAAGUUCUCCAGGACAGAGCAACAUGGCUCCUGCACUUGUUGAAACUUAUUCAAGACUGCUGGUGUACACAGAAAUUGAGAGCUUGGGAAUAAAAGGAUUUAUAAGUCAACUCUUGCCAACAGUCUUCAAAUCUCAUGCUUGUAUCUUGUUUACGUUGUUGGAAAUGUUUUCCUAUCGGAUGCACCAUAUUCAACCACAUUAUAGGGUGCAGUUGUUGUCACAUUUGCAUUCUUUGGCUGCUGUUCCUCAGACCAAUCAGACACAAUUGCAUUUAUGUGUUGAAAGUACUGCUUUGAGGUUGAUCACUGGUUUAGGAAGUCAUGAGGUUCAACCUCAGUUAAGCAGAUUUCUAUCAGAACCCAAAGCUUUGGUCUCUGCAGAAAGUGAAGAGCUCAACAGGGCACUUGUGUUGACAUUGGCCCGGUCAAUGCAUAUUACUGGAACAGGUUCUGAUAACAUCUCUGGUGCCUGGUGCAAAGAACUCCUGAAUACCAUAAUGCAAAACACACCACACUCGUGGGCCAAUCACACUUUACAGUGCUUCCCAAAUGUCCUAAAUGAAUUCUUCACACAGAAUCCUGUUCCAAAAGAGAACAGACAACAGUUGAAGAAGUCAGUUGAUGAGGAGUUCAGAAAUUGGAGUUGUAUGUCCAACGAGAAUGAUAUAAUUGCUCAUUUUAGUGUUGCUGGAACACCACCGUUGUUCCUUUGUCUUCUGUGGAAGAUGAUCCUCGAGACUGAUCGUGUCAGUGUUGUAGCUUAUAAGAUUUUAGAAAGGAUUGGUGCAAGGGCCUUGUCUGCACAUCUCCGUAAAUUCUGUGAUUAUUUUGUGUUUGAAGUGACGACCUCUGCAGGACAACAACAAGUCAACAAAUGUGUGGACACCAUUAAUGAUAUGAUUUGGAAAUAUAAUAUUAUUACAAUUGAUCGGCUUGUCUUGUGCCUAGCUUUAAGGACCCAAGAAGGCAGUGAAGCUCAAGUUUGCUUUUUCAUAAUACAAUUAUUAUUGUUAAAAGCAUCUGAAGUCAGAAAUAGAGUUCAUGAUUUCGUGAGAAAUAGUCCAGAGCAUUGGAAGCAAUCCAAUUGGCAUGAAAAGCAUUUGGCUUUCCACAGAAAAUAUCCAGAAAAGUUUGCCCCCGAAGAAAGUAAUCCUACAGGAGCUUACAGUCCUCUUCCAGUUAUUGGAAAUGUUUGUUUAAGGUUUCUUCCAGUAUUUGAUAUAGUAAUACAUAGAUAUUUGGAAAUAUCUGCAGUUCGAAAAAGUUUGGAAAUACUUUUGGAUCAUUUAGGAUGUUUAUAUAAAUUCCAUGACCGUCCGGUGACAUAUUUAUAUAAUACUUUACAUUAUUAUGAACGAAAAAUCAGGGACAGUCCACCUUUGAAAAGAAGACUGGUUUCUGCAAUUUUGGGGUCCUUGAAAGAUAUAAGGCCUCCAAAUUGGGCUCUUAGUGAAACUUAUCAGGCUUUUAUGUUAAAACCUGAAACUGAAGCAGUUUUAUGGAUUCCUGAUUUAUCUUAUUAUAUUUCCUUAGUUAAAAGGAUGGUUGAAACUAUGUCCGGUACAGUAAAUCACUUCUCAGGAGUGGAUUGGAGAUUCAACGAAUUCCCUAACGCCUCUGCCCAUGCCCUUUAUGCUACUUGUGUCGAAUUGAUGGGGCUCCCAGUGGGUCCUCCCCUGGUUGCAGGCCUUUUGGACGUCCUGGCCAAAGGGUACACAGUGAUACCGCCAACAGAAAUCUACAGUUGGAUAAACUGUGUUGGUUUGAUCCUGUCAUCAUUGCCCGAAUCAUAUUGGAGUGUUUUACAUGAAAGAUUGCUCCAGGUCAUCAAUUCUAAGGAGAUGGUGCAAUGGCCUUACAAACAUUCCCCAUUCCUACUGUACAACUUUGCUCAGUCGUCCCAAUGCGCCUUAGAAUGCGAAUUCAGUUUAGCCCUGGCAAGUGCCCAUGCGGUUUGGCACCAUGCCGGCCCUGGACACAUUGCCCAAGUGCCCAAGUUUAUAAAAGAAAUAAAAGUACGAACCGAGGCCCAGUUAUUGUUUGUGUGCCAUCUGGUGGGUCCAUUUCUGCAAAGGUACAAUUCUGAAAGACCAAGAGCAGUCAUCGAGUUGGCACAGGCACUCUAUGAGCAAUUAGAGCAAGUUGAUAAGACUCAGCAGCAUUUGGAGUUUAUGGAUCCUGUCUGUGAUCUUCUGUAUCACAUCAAAUACAUGUUCGUCGGCGACAUGAUGCGCAGCGAAGUAGAACCAAUAGUCAGAAGACUCCGACCAGCUCUCCAGAUGCGCCUCAGAUUCAUAGCUCAUCUCAACGUCGACGAAAUCUCAUCAUCUUCCACUACCCCCUCGACCAACCCCAGUGGACAGAAUACCCCAGCCGCAAGCACACCAGUCAGCAUCAGCAGUAGUAGCAGCACUAACCAACAGCAACAACAACAGCAGCAGCAGCAGCAGCAGCAGAAUAUGAAUGUCAAUGUGAAUCUGGCUGCAACCAAUGCCAAUCUGAUCGGUGGCAAUGCUGGUGUCGGGCAGAAUGUUGUGUCUGGAGGAACUGGGGCUGGUGGGAAUGUCAAUUUGGGCAACGGUGGAAGUAGUAAUAAUAGUUUGGGGAAUAUUUAG
Molecule: messenger RNA, 4428 nt
Organism: Ctenocephalides felis (cat flea)
Lineage: Eukaryota; Metazoa; Arthropoda; Insecta; Siphonaptera; Pulicidae
Product: mediator of RNA polymerase II transcription subunit 23-like
Biological process (GO): regulation of transcription by RNA polymerase II; positive regulation of gene expression
Cellular component (GO): mediator complex; transcription regulator complex
Source: RefSeq, a predicted model, not a curated record